AUGGCUGACACUGCUGUACCAGCGGUCAAUGACGAUGCUACACCAGGGGUCGUCCCCAAUGGCGAGACCGCCGCGCCGGUGACGCACGGCGCCAACGACCGCUUCGAGCUCAUCUCCGGCCCACUAAUCAAUCUCAAGAACAUGCACUAUGAGACCUCCCCAGUCUGGCAUGGCAGUGUGUUGAUUGUCACCAAGCCCGGCCAGGACCAGCCCCAGCUACACCUGCGCCAGCUCGGCCCCGUCACGUCCGAGGGACAAGCCCCCCAAUCCCAAACAAAUCAAACGGUCGAGGGUGUGAAACUCUACCAGGACCUCCAGAAGGCAUUCUGGCGCUUUACGCUGUCCGUGCCGGUGGAGUCUUACGAGGCGCGCUGGGAAUAUGAUAUCCCGGGCCUUUACAACCAGUCCGGCGAGCAGGUCCAGGCACCGUGGGCCUUCGUGGUGCCCGCGGCGGACCAGUCAAUGCGCAUUAUGUUCCACUCCUGCAAUGGCUUCUCUGUCGGCACCGACAUGGAUGCCUGGUUGGGCCCCAACCUGUGGAACGACGUUCUGCGUAUCCACGGUGAGAGGCCCUUCCACGUUAUGGUCGGCGGUGGUGACCAGAUCUACAAUGACGGGAUCCGCGUGGACGGGCCCCUCAAGGCGUGGACAGCCAUUAGCAACCCGCACAAGCGCCGCACUCACGAUUUCAACGACAAAAUGCGCGCCGACUGCGACGACUACUACUAUGCCAACUACGUCCGCUGGUACAACACCGAGCCCUUCCGCGCCGCCAAUGGCCGCAUUCCGCAGGUCAAUAUCUGGGAUGACCACGAUAUCAUUGAUGGCUUCGGGUCCUACACGGACCAUUUCAUGAAGUGCGCCGUCUUCCGCGGUAUCGGCGGCGUUGCGUUCAAGUACUACUGCCUGUUCCAGCACCAUAUUGCUCCGCCCAAGUCAACCUUUACCACCGAUGCGCCCCAGACCAUGCACGCGGUGGAUGGCACCGCCGGCACGGACCCGCGCCAGGUGGAGAACACCUACGUCCUCGCGGACCAACCCACCGAUGAUAGCUGGAUCAUGGGUAAGCGACCGGGACCGUACGUGGAGGAGUGCAGCCGCAGUUUGUACAUGCGCUUCGGCAAGCGCAUCGGUUUUGUCGGUCUAGAUGCCCGUACCGAGCGCACCCGCCACCAGGUCAACUACCCCGACACAUACGACCUGAUCUUCCAGCGGCUGCAGCGCGAGAUCGUGGCCGCCAACGGCGACCUCAAGCACCUGAUCGUGCUGCUAGGCGUCCCGAUCGCCUACCCGCGCCUCGCCUGGCUCGAGAACAUCCUCACCUCCCCGAUUAUCGCGCCGAUCCGCCUGCUGAACAAGCGCUUCGGCAUGGCAGGCGGUCUCUUCAACGAAUUCGACGGACAGGUCGAUCUGCUGGACGACCUGGACGACCACUACACGGCGCGGCAGCACAAGCGCGAGCGCAAGAUGCUCACCCAGCGAUUGCAGGAGCUCGCGCGCGCGCACUCCAUCCGUGUGACCAUCCUCAGCGGCGACGUGCACCUCGCCGCCAUCGGCCGCUUCUACUCGCACCCGAAGCUCAAACUCGCCGGCGAGAAUGAUCACCGCUUCAUUGUCAACGUUGUCAGCUCCGCCAUCACCAACAAGCCCCCGCCCAAGGCCGUCGCCAACCUGCUGGCCCGCCGCAAUAAGAUCCACCAUCUCGACCGCGACUGCGACGAGACCCUCAUGCCAUUCUUCGACAAGCAGCCCGGCGGCGUCGAGAAAAGUGCCAUCUGGAACAAGGUCACCAUGCCGUCGCGCAACUUCGCCACGCUGACAGAGGUCGUGGCGCCCAUUGCGAACGGCGAUGGCCCCGCGGCGGAGACCGCGAACCUCGACCGUCUGCCGAAGGACGGCCAUGCACCCCUGCACAAGGGCGAGGUCCAGGCUGGCUCGACGCAUCGCGCGGCUGAUGGCUUUAGCACCGAGAGCGGCAUGUACGGGGGGUCUAGAUGUGGCCGUUCGCGUGGAGAUUGA
Messenger RNA from Penicillium canariense, 2019 nucleotides. RefSeq lists its product as uncharacterized. The record is from RefSeq and is a predicted model, not a curated record. The transcript has 2 exons. Gene Ontology annotation, cellular component: membrane. Lineage: Eukaryota; Fungi; Ascomycota; Eurotiomycetes; Eurotiales; Aspergillaceae. The coding region runs from base 1 to 2019 and encodes 672 amino acids.